CUCACGCAUGAGCUUGUGGAGAGCGCGGAGGCGGCGACGCGGUCUGUGGAAUUCGCGCGCGCGCAUCAAACAGUGGCGAGCACGCAGAUGAACGCGAAGAGCAGUCGCGCACACACGCUUUUCUUGUUCAGUCUCGACUGGCACACUUCGCAGGCCACGCGCAAUUCGGCCGCAAUGCGCAAGAGCCGCAACAGCAUGACAGCUGCGGUCUCCACAACGAUCUGGAUCGUAGAUUUAGCCGGACGCGAGAACGAGAAAACGACUUUGGCAAGGGGCGAGCGAUUAGUAGAGCUGGGAUACAUCAACAAAAGUCUCUUCCACCUCUCAACCUGCAUUCAGGCGCUGGGUCGGGCAGCAAAGCACAGUCCGGAUUAUCCGAAAUUAGGUCAAAAGUCCUCUAGCGCGAAAACGGGUAGCAAGGGUGGCAGUGCGCCACCCCAUCCUCCGACGUCAGGUGGCUACGAAGGGCGCGCGAAUUUCCGUAACUCUAAAGUGACCAUGCUACUGCAAAACGCGCUGAGCGGGAAUUCCCGGACCUUUAUGUUAGGUACGCUGACGCCCGCGGAAAGCGGGUACGACGAAAACCUGGUGACGCUGCGGUUUGCAGCCACGGUGAAGAACAUUCGCACCCACGCGAGUCGCACGGAGACGGUAAAUAAGGAUGCAACCGUGCGCGCGUUGGAGCAGGAAGUGGCGGAACUGCGCGCAGAUCUUGCACAACAGCGCAAGUUUGCCGGUACAGACCAGGAGGUUGCCGUCUUGCACGAGUCCUUGGACGCCGCAGAGGCGGCACUCGCACAGCGUAAUGAGAGUUUCGAGGCACUGGAAAAACGCGCGAAGGAAUUGCAACAUGAACGGAGUCGGGCCUUGUGGCGACUGGGAAUGAACGCACACGCGCUCGACAUCACUGGAAUUGGACAUUCUCAUAGGCACAGUGUCGAUCACGAUUCAAAGAGUGUAACGCAGUCCCAGUUGCGUCCGAUCAUAGGAGGAGCAGCGGAGCAAGCCAGUGUUUUCUCUGCGACAAUGCCUGUGGCCCCGUGGGUGCCGCAACCCCCGCUGUUGCGGUCGGAGCAUGCCGAUCCCAGCCGCUGUGGGGUCUUGCAGUACUCACUCGCGCGUAUGCGUUCUUUCUACUUCGGGGACAGUUUAGAGGCGUGUCAGACGGAGGCGAAGCGCAGGGACGAGUUCGAGGUGGUCGCUGGUAACAAGGACGCGCAGCAGGGCCCACCAGGCAGCGCCGAGGGGCUAAGCAAUUGCGCGGAGUUGCGCGGUCUCGGCAUGGCGCCGACAACGGUGAGGGUUGCGCGGUGUGUGGAUCAAGGAGAAAGCCGGAGUGCGGUAGAGUUGACAAGUUCCUGUUGCACCAUGGACCUUGCUUGCGGUGACAGAAAAACAGAGGUUUCCACCUCCCUCGUCACCGUUACGCGGCUGGACGAGCGCGCUGAAGUCAGGGUGAACAAUUUGUACUUGGCAGUGAAUGAGGAAAGUGAGCCCUUGAAGCACGGGGACAAGAUCACGCUGGGUCGGAGCUACGUAUUCCGCGUGUACUUGGACAACACAACCCCGUUUGCGGAAGCCGAGAUGACGCACACGCCGCGCGGACGGCGCAGCAUGUUCGCCACAGCGGAGGAAACGGCUUCGGUUCUGGAAAAGUUAAUGGGCGCCAAAGCGUUUGGGGAUACGUAUCUACUGCAUCAGGCAAAGCACUUUGUUAGCACGUUGCGCAAGAUGAGUAUUGACCACGAAGAGAAGGUCCGCAAAUACCUGUACGAGGCAGUCAAGGUGCACUCUCUUGUCGCUGAGGCGCAGGAAAUCACCGAUUUGAUGCGUCCCAAUGAGCGGCUGCAGUUCGCGCUCGUGCACAGCGCACCCGUAGUCUACUUCGGCUUUCCGGAGGAGUCCUUUCUCCCCGGUUUGUGUGUCCGCGUUGCGCGCAAGGUCACGAAGCCCGAGCAUAAGUGGCGGCGAAGCUCGAGCUUACACUUGGCAGCCCGAGGGGAGCACCUGUCCGAAAACCUCACGGCGCCGCUCAAUUUCGAGCACCACCACCACAGGCGUGAUUCAAAAGCCGAGUUGAUGCCAGAGACCCUCUAUGUUUGGACGGUAUCUAAAUUUGUGGCUCGUCUAGACAUGAUGCGCGACCUCUACCACACAUGGCAGCAGCACCGUGAGGUCUCGGUCGAUCUCACGACGGACCCUUGGGUUGAAGCUGGGCCGGUUGAAAUCGAAUUCUGGUUGGAGAAACAUGCCGCACCGCUGAGGGCACGCGUCGAAGGUACAUAUUUGAGUGUUACAACAACAUUUACCCAGGAGCGGUAUGUCAGGAACCAAAGCUAGACUGUCCUUAGUACAUCGUUCUUUGAUAAAUUUUCCGUACUAAUUGCUCAUCAUCACGCUCCUAUGCUGGUUUUAUCAAGUGUCGGUGUUUAUGAAUAUGGCCAUGGCACCUGCUCAGAAGUUCCAAAAUAGAUCACGUAACAUUUGCAACAGAGCUCGAGCAGAAAAGCGCAGGUCAGGAUGGAGCACCCAGAUCGGAGAGUCAGCAGGCAAGUGUUACUGCGCUGCAGAUACGGUCUUCUACGCCGAAGGAGUUGAGCGUUGUAGAAAUUGAAACGGAACCGAUUCGGGAGGCUCCGCGCUUACCCAGUGGUGCUGAGCCGCAGAUCAAUCCGCGAAUGCUCACGAGCAGUGUUGAGCCGCAAAAACUACAUGAAGAUGCAGUUGAUGACAGCGCAGAGGCUAUAGCGGAUUUGAAGCGGCAGCUGGCCGAGAAAGAGGCGGCGCUCAAGAGCGAGGUAGAAGCAACGGAAGCUCUGAAGAGAGCACUAGAUGAAACCAAGAAGCUUCUGGGGGGCGCCGUGGACAGUACGGGUGAUGCCUUGAGGGCUGAAGCUGAAGCGCUGCAGGCGGCGUUGAAGCGCGAGGCCGACUUGAGGAGCACAGUAGAGCGGGAGAGGGAAGCGAAAGAAGAGGCCAAGCAGGCUUUAGAGGAUGACAUCAAACAGAGGGAGCAACUUCGCUUGCUCCUGGAGGGCCAGGAGCAACGGCAAAAAACGGAGAAAGCGGCUCUGGAGAGAGAAAACACUAGGAUGAAAAAGGAAAACGACAAAUUGACCAAAGAAAAGGCGCGUCUUGUGGCUGAAAACGAGCGGCUGGUACGUGAGAAGCGCGAUGCUUCUCAACUCCGGCGUAGUGAACACGGAGCCAGUGCGCAGCUUCUUCGAUGUAUGGAGCUCUCGAAAGCGAAUCAGAAAAUGCUGGAUGAGUUUCUACACAAUGAAGUACCCGAGGCGGAGGUCAGCCAAAAGAUGGAAGUAGACCUUAAUGCCAACAGCGACGAGCAACGGAGAACCAGGGGGACCACGUCAAGGAAGAGUGCAUCUCGUAUAACAACGAGUCCAAAAGAACAGAGUACUCAAAAAACGAGCCCGAAAGAGCAUAGUACUCGCGCAACGAGCCCAAAGCAAAAAAAUCGAACCACGGGCGCAGACCAAAGUAUUCGAAUUACGAGUCCGAAGCAGAGUACUCGAACCAGCGAUGCGAACCAGGGCACUCGAAUCACGGGCGCGGAGCAAAGAAUUCGAACAUCGAAGGCGAAGCAAAGUACGCGAACAACCAACGCAGAUCAGAGUACCCGAAUGGCGAGCCCGCAGAGUCAAAAUCGAGUAUAGCACGUGUUACCUCACCAAACGCUUUCCUUGUCUUUUACCCUAUUCGACGAUAAACCAAGAGUUCAUGCGAGCCCGAGCUAAAAAUUUGCCAUGUUGCUUUGCGUCUAGAGUAGACUGAGAGUUGCAGAGUCAAAGCUGUAAACUAUGAUGGAGAGAACGAGAGCAAAAAUGUGAGCCCGCAAUUUUCAGAUCCUCCCCAGAUGUCUCUAUGUUGAAGAAACUGUGCUUGCAUUUUCCUGUGGCAAAAACUAUGUCCUGCUUGCAGCAAAGCGCAGUUGAUAUUGAGGCUGGCACAGGCAUCACUUCGAUACGGAUAUGAACUACGUUUUUUUCCCCUCCGAUCGUAGACAUGGACAUUGCUUUUGCUGCUGGUCGGCCUUCA
Messenger RNA from Amoebophrya sp. A25, 4056 nucleotides. The record is from the annotation of a GenBank genome assembly. NCBI's taxonomy places the organism in Eukaryota, Dinophyceae, Syndiniales, Amoebophryaceae.